AAGAAAAACGUUGAACCCCUACAGUACAUUGUUGUCGUCUGUUCCCAGCCCCUGCUGUCGGUCAAGGCCCUAGACAAGGCCGGAGAGUUCUCCCCUUGGUCAAUCCGGGCACAGAAAGUACUGGCCGCGGACCUCCAAGGACAGCUGAAGGUAUCCGACAAGAUAGAAGACGGCCCCCAGUUCCAGCUGCACCGGCCCCAGCUGAGCCACACAGACGACAGACACACGGCCUCCGUGACCACCUACACUCACAUCUCCUACGACAACAACCUGUUCGACAUCGCCACCCACCCCGCCGCUCCACGACAGAUGGUCAUCAAGUUCCAGUCCUAUGACGCCAUCCACCACUUCCUCAAUGUUCAAGGUCACAGCACGAACAGGGGCAACGCCACCUGCCGACAGCUCAACGAGCUGGCUAUAAGCGUAGCCUUCAACUCGUCCACCCCUGCCGCACAACGCCGCUACAAGACUUCCGGCCGCCCCAUCCUCCUGGCAGACGACAAGAACAUGCACAACGGCAUCUCCUUCGACACGACCUCGCUCACCCUCAACGAGCAGGACGACGGGCUGCACGUGCAGUCAGUGGCCAUGAAGCUGAGCACCGACAGCCCGCUGUUCCCGGGAGUGUUUGACUGCAAGCUUCUGUCUCCUUACAGAGCCAUGGAGUGGAUGAACGUGGACUCUCUCCGGGCCAAGAAACCCGCGGGAGACUUGACCCUUUGGACCCAGAUGUAAAGAUUUGACCAUCAGGACCAGGAUGUAAACACUUGACCAUCUGGACCAGGAUGUAAACACUUGACCAUUUGGACCCAGAUGUAAAGAUUUGACCAUCUGGACCAGGGAUGUAAAGACGUUGUUAAGUUCCCUGUAUUCGGACAAGUAGAAAGUAACUGAAACAGCAAUAUGAAAGAACUCAAGUAUCAUUUUCAAAUUUCUUGAAUGAUAUAACGAUGUUUUGUACCAUUCCCAGUCUCACUCACUCAAUUAAACAAUGUUUUGCCUAAUUCA
Messenger RNA from Aplysia californica (California sea hare), 1008 nucleotides. RefSeq lists its product as uncharacterized. NCBI's taxonomy places the organism in Eukaryota, Metazoa, Mollusca, Gastropoda, Aplysiida, Aplysiidae. The record is from RefSeq and is a predicted model, not a curated record. The transcript has 3 exons. Bases 310 to 735 code for a protein of 141 amino acids.